AUGGGCCAGAGCCAGUCUUCCGCCGCUGGAGGUAACAAUAGAACCCCUGCUGCCGACAAUGAUCAGACUAAAUCUGACUACUAUGAGCUGCUUGGGUUGGACAGAACAGCUACAGAAGAAGAGAUCAAGAAAGCCUACAAGAAAAAGGCUCUCGAAUACCACCCGGACAGGAACUAUGGCAAUGUCGAGGCUUCCACUGCCAUCUUUGCGAAGAUCCAGGCCGCCUACGAGGUCCUCUCAGACCCCCAGGAGCGUGCUUGGUACGAUUCCCAUCGAGAAGCGAUCCUAUCCGGCCACGAUACCCGGGGCGAUGCGCAAUAUUCCCACAAUACCAAGAUGACCACCGCUGACGAUAUCACGCAUCUCAUCAUGAAAUUCAACCCCCGUAUGGAGUUUUCAGAUGCUCCAUCUGGGUUUUUUGGUGGGCUGCGGGAAACUUUUGAACAGUUAGCCCGAGAGGAAGAACUAACAUGUCAAUGGGACGGUUUGGACCCUGUUUAUUACCCCUCAUUUGGCCACAAAGAUGACGACUACGACAGCAUUCGUCUGUUUUAUUUGAUAUGGAGUGGAUUCGCGACAAAAAAGUCUUUCUCCUGGAAAGAUGUCUAUCGCUACUCCGAAGCGCCGGAUAGAAGGAUCCGCAGACUGAUGGAGAAGGAAAAUAAACGAUUGAGAGACGAGGCGAUUCGAGAAUUCAACGACGCUGUCAGGUCUCUUGUUGCAUUCGUCAAAAAACGCGACCCGCGUUUCAAAGCCACCGUGCAAAACGAAGCUGAGCGGCAAAAAUCUCUCAGGGAUGCUGCAGCGGCCCAGGCAGCGCGCUCUCGUGCGGCAAAUGAAGCCAAGCUACAAACCCACCAGGUGCCAGAAUGGGCACAGAGCGAAGGGCUGGACGAAGAAAUUUUCAGCAGUAGUGAAUCCGAAAUUGAAGAGGAAUUUUUCGAGUGUGUCGUCUGUCGCAAGAUUUUUAAGAGCGAGAAACAAUUUGAUGCGCAUGAACGGAGUAAAAAGCACAUCAAGGCCGUUAAGCAGCUUAAGAGGGAGAUGAGGACGGAGGACAAACAUAUUCAGCAGUUGGGCAUCAACCAGGGAACCAGCACCACCACUUCAAUGGGGGAUAAUAGCACCCCCACCAAGGCCCCUCAAGAAAACUACGAAUCACCUUUCGAUGAGCCAGAAAUUAUGGAUAAGUUAUCAUCUCAAGAUUUAGACGAACGGACAGACCGUCGCAGUAUCUCCAACUCAGAGAUAAAUGAAGCUAAGACCGAAAUCCAAACGCAGGAAGCAGACGAAGCAGGGGACGCCACGAGCAAUACAGACGAAGACUACGCACCGCGGGAGGUUCUUGAAAAACGCAUCACCACGGACAUGACGAUGGUGACAACGUCUAGUGUCGUGGAUGACUUGAACGAAAACAUGUCCAAGGCCUCCACUUUAGCAGAGACCAGCGAUGAUAAAAAUGGCAAUUCAACAGCGCCAAAAUUAGGGAAAGCGAAACAAAAACGCGCAAAACGGGCUGCGCAGGCCGCAACAGAAGAACAGAAGGACGGUAAUGGCAAAACAUUUACGUGUGCGACAUGUCAGAGCUCCUUUCCUUCCAACUCCAAAUUAUUUAGUCAUAUAAAAGCGUUGAAUCAUGCACAGCCUGUUCCAAGAUCUACUAAACAGUUCGCUCCCAAGGUUGCAAAGAAGGGAACCAAGCGUUGA
Molecule: messenger RNA, 1707 nt
Organism: Paracoccidioides brasiliensis Pb18
Exons: 2
Coding region: 1-1707 (568 amino acids)
Cellular component (GO): cytoplasm
Molecular function (GO): nucleic acid binding; zinc ion binding
Source: RefSeq, a predicted model, not a curated record